AUGCAGCGGUCGCGGCGACGCGUCGCCUUUUUAACCCCAAAGUACGAUAAAGUCGCCAAAAUUUUCGACCGCCAGUACCACUCACCCUCCAAGGUGUUGAAGUUGGAGGACGACCCUUGGGGGUCAUGUGCCAUGUACUCCCCGGACAAGAUGAAGUCCGGCGGUGCCCUGAUGGCGCCGCCGGGUUGCUUUCCAGGGCGGUACAGUCCAACGUACCGGACCAGCGACCCACGUCGCUGUGUCCCCAACCCAUCCGUACUCCUCAGGAACUUUUUCUCAUUCACUGCUACGCGAUUUAUGAUUGUU
This is a messenger RNA of Iphiclides podalirius (scarce swallowtail), 306 nucleotides long. The record is from the annotation of a GenBank genome assembly. NCBI's taxonomy places the organism in Eukaryota, Metazoa, Arthropoda, Insecta, Lepidoptera, Papilionidae.